Caenorhabditis remanei is the source of this 372-nucleotide messenger RNA. RefSeq lists its product as uncharacterized. The transcript has 2 exons. Bases 1 to 372 code for a protein of 123 amino acids. NCBI's taxonomy places the organism in Eukaryota, Metazoa, Nematoda, Chromadorea, Rhabditida, Rhabditidae. The record is from RefSeq and is a predicted model, not a curated record.
AUGUCUAACGUUCUAUCCUACCCGAGUCUGAAAUGUGUUAUCGAGUUUUUGGAGCCUAUGAAGCGAAUGCACAUUGCCAUCCGCAGUUCUUCACUUCGACAAUACGAAAAAUCAAUACCAAUUCGGAUUGAGAGUUUGGGGAUUGGUGAGAAUUAUAUGGAACUGAACAAACGAGUUGUUGAAAUCGACACAGAUAAUGAACUGAACUUUGAAUAUAAAAGGAAACCCAUCUGUAAACGACGGUUCCCGACAGAGGUCACACCACAAGAAGCCUUUCAUAAAGUGAUGAUCUCAUAUAUUGGAAAAAGGUUGACUGAUCACGUCAACAAACUUGUCUUUAAUAACUUGUUAUCGGUUCUUAACCUUCCGUAA